Messenger RNA from Coprinopsis cinerea okayama7#130, 1890 nucleotides. RefSeq lists its product as hypothetical. The transcript has 6 exons. Lineage: Eukaryota; Fungi; Basidiomycota; Agaricomycetes; Agaricales; Psathyrellaceae. The coding region runs from base 1 to 1890 and encodes 629 amino acids. The record is from RefSeq and is a predicted model, not a curated record.
AUGUCGACCUCGCUGCCCCCGAGGCCUGCCCGCAUUCCAACAACGCGUCCCAGGACUUACGAGGUGACUAUCAAGUCUAUCCUUACCUUUCCCUGGAGGCUCUGCAACCCGCCCCCAGCAGUGGGAAAGGUCAGGUCGUGCGGGGUAACGCCGCUGUUCAAGGUCAAACUGGAGGAUGUAUUGGACAGGAACCAUCUCCCGCCACUUGGUUUGAAGGAUUUCGAGGAAUGGCUGCUAUACGUUGAGACGAGUCCAGAGAACCUAUACUUCACGCUUUGGCUACGAGAGUACCGUGAACGGUACAGCGCCUGGAUGGCGCAGAACAAAAUUCACCGCGAACUAGAUGGGGAGUUCCGUAUGAGCUGGGGGACGCACCACUCGCCCUCGCUCGCUCUAUUUUACGCCCGCGCUAAACAGACCUUCUUCAUGCCCAACUCUCCGUACGAACUCAACCUACCCUCAAGCCUGCUAGCCAUCUUCCACACCUCGAUGGAGUCCCCACAUCCUGACCCAGUCAUCUUCACCGACGUCGCCAUCGAAACCUACCGCAUGCUCGACGAGAGCCUGCGCCGCUUCGUCAGUGCCCAGUUCAACAACGUAGGCAACAACCGCGUCCUGUGUGGCAUUAUCGCGGGCGUCGUUUUCGCACUAGUAGGCUCGGUCCCUCCCCUCGCGCUCAACUUUGCAAAGCAUCAGAGUCGUUGGCUGCGAUUGCUUGCUUUCCCAGGGCUGUUUCUCGGUUUAACAGUCUUCCUGUCAGCGAUAAAUGGCAUCUGCCUGGGGGUCUACAUCUUUGGAGACCUGAGGCAGCUAAGGAAGUUUGAGCUUGCCAGACCGCCCAUUUCCCGUCCGGUGCCUAUCACGACGGAUGAAGAGAAACCGACGUCUGAAUCUAUACCCGUACCGGCGGCGGAGAUGGAGGAAAAGUCCCAGCCAAUACCAGAAGGACGUAUUACCGCCCAUGCCUUUCGCGCUCCCACACCGACAUCGGACGACCACUCUCUCUACACGGAAGACGAUAUCUCCACUGGGGAACACGGUCCAACCCAGAUCCACAUCUCACCCGCCUACUACGACAACGUCUCUGUCGAAGGCGGCAUGGCCGUCGUCCCGGCGGACUACACCUUCCCCGCCCUCCAACCUACUGCCACGGCUGGUACCGACAGGGACGGCACCAACGACACCUCCGACUUCACAAUGACGGCAGCGUUUAUCCACCCCUUCGACACCACCUCGCUCGACAACGAAUACGAUCGACCCGAUUUUCUCCCCUCCGAACGCCAACGCAUCGAUGCAUUCGACUUUGACUCGCUCCCUCCCCUCCAAAAAUCCAAAUCUUUCCUCCGCGCUCGAAGACCCUCUUCCACCGUGAAAUACGAUUCACCCAACUGCUGUAGGUCCUCGAUGGACGUGACGAUCACGCCUAAACCCUCCGACCUGCCACCCGUUCUCCCACCCAUCGAACGCCAGUCCUCACGCUGUGACAUCAAGAAGUGGAGGCUACAAACGGAAUCGACGGACCAGAUCCUAUUCACGUCGCCUUCCGGCACACCUGUACCCACUUCACCUCACGCCUCUGCCAAACACCGGUUCAGCAUCACGGACAACCCAUACAACUCGCAUAUCCUCCCACACGCCAAUCGGGAUCGAUGUCACACACUGAAAUCCCGAAGGAGCUUGGGGACAGAGUUCUCGGACACGGAAACCAAGGUGCAAAAGAGGAGCAGACUGAUGGCGGCCGUACCUGCGUUUGCGGUGCCCUUGACGAAGGUUUUGAGUCCGGUUAUCCGGAGGGGCCAGUGGGAGAUCGUGGUUCGCUCCGGGGCUAUCGCGUUCGUCCUCAGCUGGGUGAUCGUUGGUAUUUUUUUGGCUAUCCCUGUUCGGAAGUGA